This is a messenger RNA of Atta colombica, 1218 nucleotides long. RefSeq names its product mRNA turnover protein 4 homolog (gene RpLP0-like). NCBI's taxonomy places the organism in Eukaryota, Metazoa, Arthropoda, Insecta, Hymenoptera, Formicidae. Gene Ontology annotation, cellular component: nucleolus; preribosome, large subunit precursor. The record is from RefSeq and is a predicted model, not a curated record. Gene Ontology annotation, biological process: rRNA processing; ribosomal large subunit biogenesis; nuclear-transcribed mRNA catabolic process. Gene Ontology annotation, molecular function: RNA binding.
AUGAUCAUCCCGUUGGAUAUAAUCCUGCGAGAUCCGAUUCGAUCUCGUUAAUAUCUUUACAGAGGUGCAAAAUACACGGCACCAUCGUCGCCGGCGAGAUCCCCGAGCAGCGGACCGCCUGACGACGUCGGGCGGCAUGGCUACGGGGUCCACACGAGCCGCGUUGCGGCGCACGUCGCGCGAUCCGUCGUGGACGCGGCCAAAGAUGGUCGCAAUUCCGACGUCGGAUGUAACGAUGAAGAUGAACAACUACCAGAUGAAGCGGACUCACCUUCGGAGUGCUGUAAGUGGCCUGGGAAAUCGGGCUCUCGACGUGUUCAACAGCUACCGUUCACUACGUUCUCGCUGAAUGCACUGGCGCGACUAGCGGAAACCGCCAUCUUGCCCGGCGCUCGCGCGCCCAUUUCCGGCGUGACACGGCGCGCCGAUUUGAAUCGCUCGUUUGCUCCUUCGCGUAAAUUAGAGGAAAAUUUAAUUUCAAAGAUGCCGAAAUCAAAGAGGGAUAAAAAAAUUUCUCUCACUAAAACCGAUAAAAAAGGUUUAAUUUUAAAACAGAGGAUUAUGGAAGAUGUUAAGAAAUGUGUGGAAGAAUACAGUUGCAUAUUUUUAAUCUCUAUUCAAAAUACACGCAACACUAAGCUUCUUGAUUUACGUUCUGAGUGGAAAGACAGUAAACUUUUCUUUGGAAAGCUCAAAAUAAUUGCACUGGGUCUGGGAAAAUCAAAGGAAACCGAAGUUGCAGAAGGUAUACAUAAAUUAGCUAAUGCAAUGAAGAACCACUCGAUGAGAGGCCAAUGUGGUCUAUUAUUUACUAAUAGACCAAAGAAACAGGUAAUAGAAUGGGCAGAGAACUAUGAAGAAAUGGAAUACGCCCGUUCUGGAUUUGUAGCACCUGAAACAGUGGAAUUAUCUGAAGGACCUCUGCCACAGUUCCAACAUAGCAUGGAACCACAGUUGAGACAGUUGGGUAUGCCUACGUCAUUGAAAAAGGGAGUUAUUACUUUGAUUAAACCAUUCACAGUUUGUAAAAAGAAUGAAGUACUGACACCGGAGCAAGCACAAAUUCUGAAAUUACUAGGUAAACCGCUAGCAGUUUUUAAGCUAUUACUUUUGGGGGUGUAUACGAAAAAACAUGGUUUUAAGAAACUUACAGUAUCAGAUGAUGCGAGAGAAAACGAUGAAGAAAAGAUGGAUAUGGAGGACAAUGAUGAUACAUGA